AUGGUCGCCAAUCUCCAACGCGUAAAAGGAACUAUUUUCUCGAUCUCUUUGUGUUUUAUUGCCACUGUAGUGGUCGCGCAGUAUGACAACUACAACUUUAGACAUUUCCCACAAGAGGAGCUCAUUCCCAUCGAGUCUGCGUAUGCAAAAGGCUUGGACAAGUAUGCUUCAGAAAAUUGGACGCACUGUAUCAAAUUCAUUGAAUUAAGUUUACGCCUGCAUCGGCUUCUGAAAGACAGCGUGACAUACUGCAUACAAAACUGUAAUGCCAGUCAUGUACAGUUACAGGAGCCUGUCAUGGCCAGCAGCACCGGGGAUAUGCAGAUCUUCUGGCGCAUUUUGAUGCGGGCAUCAUGUCUGAAAAAGUGCAGGACACACUUCCCUGCGCUCGCGCUCCCUUACCCUAGAAAAGAGGUGAUGGAUGAUUUCGAUAAUAGGUCGCCCUACCGUUACAUGUACUUUGCUUAUGUCCAGAUGGAUGACCUCCAGAAGGCGUUGGCGUCAGCCCACACCUACCUACAGAGAAACCCAGAGGACCCGGUCAUGACACAGCACAUGAACCAAUACAAAAGAGAGUUUGACUUGGCGGGCUAUCUCAUUGACCACGAGGAACGCCCCUAUGAGGUUAGCUUCCUGAAAGCGGUCACCUUGUUCAACUCAGAGGACUUCAGCAGCAGUAUCAGUCACAUGGAGCAGGCCCUCAGCCAGUACCUCCAGCAGUACAGCCUGUGUCAGGCCAUGUGCCAGGGGGCCUGCGACGCCGACCUCCCCCAAACUAAAGACCUGUACCCCACACUGGCAGAUGCCUAUGUUGAUGCACUGAGAUGCGAGGUGAAGUGUGAGGAAAACCUAAUGCCAAAUGUUGGCGGCUACUUUGUGGAGAAAUUCAUCGCCACUAUGUAUCACUACCUGCAAUUUGCUUAUUAUAAGUUAAAUGAUGCCCGCAGUGCGGCCCCCUGUGCGUCCAGCUACGGGCUCUUUGACCCUGAGGACAAGGUCAUGAGGCAGAAUAUGUUAUACUACCAGUCUUACAGAGAGCAGUGGGGCCUGGAUGACCACAGCUUCACACCCAGGGUGGAAGCAUUGAGGUACUACAACCAUACCACCUUGCUGAAACAGAUGCUGGCAUUUGCAGAGAACUACUUGCAGUCUGAUGAGGAAUUUUUGGGUCCGGAAGAAGCUGCCAUGGAGGACUCCUCUGAUGUUGAGUUUGAAGGGCUUGGAGACUAUCAGGAAUCAAUCCUGGCUAGAUGGUCACAACCCACAGCUAAAGGGGACGUUGGUGAUUCCUAA
Molecule: messenger RNA, 1293 nt
Organism: Salvelinus namaycush (lake trout)
Lineage: Eukaryota; Metazoa; Chordata; Actinopteri; Salmoniformes; Salmonidae
Product: endoplasmic reticulum protein SC65-like
Exons: 7
Coding region: 1-1293 (430 amino acids)
Biological process (GO): peptidyl-lysine hydroxylation; collagen fibril organization
Cellular component (GO): endoplasmic reticulum
Molecular function (GO): collagen binding; protein binding
Source: RefSeq, a predicted model, not a curated record